This is a messenger RNA of Rhododendron vialii, 1867 nucleotides long. RefSeq names its product homeobox protein knotted-1-like 2. Gene Ontology annotation, cellular component: nucleus. Gene Ontology annotation, molecular function: DNA binding. The coding region runs from base 90 to 1466 and encodes 458 amino acids. The transcript is spliced from 7 exons. The record is from RefSeq and is a predicted model, not a curated record. Gene Ontology annotation, biological process: regulation of DNA-templated transcription. Lineage: Eukaryota; Viridiplantae; Streptophyta; Magnoliopsida; Ericales; Ericaceae.
CCUGAGUCGCACAGCAGGGUACAAUGGAUUAGCCGCACAACAUCCGUCCCCUCUCGCUCGUAGUAAUAUUUGUCUCUAUCUACCUGUAUAUGAUCAAAAUUUACACACAACAAUCAUAUUGGAAUAAAUCUACUCUCCCUCUCUCUCUCUUCGCUUCUCUCUCUACAAUCAGUUCGUCAAUGGCGUUCCACGACCACCUCUCCCACGAAAUGGCACUCCACCACUUCACCGACCAGCACUUGACCGACAACACCGCCGUUCUGCGGGGAAUAUUCCCGGAGCACUCACCGGAGGGCGCCGGAAAGCAGCCGCAUAUCACCGGUGGCAGCGGAGGCGGAGGAGGAGCCCCGACGUGGCUGAACAGCGCUAUUCUCAGACAACAAUCCGGGCACCACCACUACGGCGGCGGGGGAGGAGGAGGUGGGGAGGGUAGAUUCCUUCACUUACAGACGACUAACAACAACAUGACGAACUCCGACUCGUCGGCGUCGAACAACCAGUGGCUAUCUCGGUCGAUACACGGGGACAACGACGACGUUCCGACGGCGGCGAUGCUGAGUCAUCGUCAGCAGGAGAAGAAGACCGAGAGUGAUGGCGGCGGCGGGGGAGAAGAUCAGAGCAAUUGGCAAAACGCAAAGUGCAAGGCGGAUAUACUGGCUCAUCCUCUGUACGAGCAAUUGCUUUCGACUCAUGUCCAGUGCCUUCGAAUCGCCACACCGGUGGAUCAAUUGCCGAGGAUCGACGCGCAAUUGGCUCAGUCGGAGCACGUGAUGGCCAAGUACUCUGUUCUUGGUCAUGGGAAUCAGCCUCUCGAUGAUAAGGACCUCGAUCAGUUCAUGACACAUUAUGUUCUACUACUCUCUUCCUUUAAAGAGCAACUGCAACAACAUGUCCGGGUACAUGCCAUGGAAGCAGUGAUGGCUUGUUGGGAGCUUGAGCAAUCUCUACAAAGCUUAACAGGUGUAGCACCCGGUGAAGGCACAGGUGCAACGAUGUCAGACGACGACGAUGAUGAACAUACAGAUGGUGACGCCAAUUUAUUCGAUGGAAGCUUAGACGGACAGGACACCAUGGGGUUUGGUCCUCUUGUCCCGACUGAAAACGAAAGGUCUUUGAUGGAACGUGUGAGGCACGAGUUAAAGCAUGAGCUCAAACAGGGUUACAAGGAGAAGAUUGUGGACAUUAGAGAAGAAAUUCUACGUAAAAGACGAGCGGGGAAGCUGCCCGGUGACACCACGUCGCUACUAAAAGCUUGGUGGCAAUCACAUUCCAAAUGGCCUUAUCCCACAGAGGAAGACAAGGCCAGAUUGGUGCAAGAAACAGGCUUGCAAUUAAAGCAGAUCAACAAUUGGUUCAUCAACCAGAGGAAGAGGAACUGGCACAGUAACCCUUCAUCUUCUACGACUACGAAGAGCAAACGAAAGAGUAGUAAUGCAGGUGAGAGCAGAAAUGAUCGUUUCGCGUGAACGCUCUCGACUUCAACCCCACAAAAGCAGACAUUUUCGCUUCUUUUUGCUAAGAUGGUUUGUAAAUCAUCAGCCCCACUGCAGUAGGAGGUUGCAGUCUAUUUGGAGUAAAUUUUGUCCCUACAAAAACUGAAUGUCUACUAAACGAGGCUGCUGUUUUGAUUCCUGCAUGGAUGCGGUUGACUAAAAACGGAGUACGGAGCUAUGCCUGUUGGUAGGUAUUUUUGGGGACUAUCUCAUUUAGUAGAUGAUAAAUUUUUUGCAUAUCGAAUUUGGGAAUGUACCAGAAAAACAAUUUAGAAUAGCAGUUUUUUUUUUUUUUUUAUUCGUGUGCAGGUGGACUUGUAAAUAGAAGCUUUCGUUUUAUGGUAAUGGGGAUGGUAUAUGGUUUCGGGUAUAAA